AUGAUUUUAGGUUCUGAAAUAAAUGAGUUUGUGACAAAUCGUUAAAACUCAAAAAUACAAUUCCUUCAAGCAGAAAAUAAUCAACUCUAAGAAGACAUAAAAGAUCUUGAAUAAGCUUUAAAAUUGAAUAAAGAAGCUUUAAAAUUAGCAUAUUAAUAAAAAAAAAUACAAAACAAUUAAUAGAAUAACGUAAGUAAUAUAAAUAAUCAAACUAUAAAUUACUAAGAUAUUGAUAAUCAAAAUAAACUAUUUGAAAAGCUUUAUUAAGAAAAUAAACAGCUUUUAGAAACAUUAGAAAGAAUUACAAAAGAAAGAAAUUAAGCACAAAGCAAAGUUUUAAUAUAAGAAUAAGUAAAUGAAGAAAAUAUUAACUUUUAAAAAGAUAUAAUAAAAGAGUUAGAGGAUAAAGUAUAAGAAUUAAGAGUAAUUAUUCACGAUAAAGAAUAUACUGUUUAAGAAUUAGAAAAAAAUCAUACAUCAAGUGUAAAAGAUAUAGCAAUCAAAAUAAGAGAAAUAAUAACACCAAACGAAUAAUCAAUAAAGCUUUAUAGCGAGAUUGAAAAUCAAAAAUAUAACAUUAAAAAAAUAAAUGUAGAAAAUUAAAAAUUAGAUACUUCAAUGUAAAAAUUAAAAGAUUAUAAUAGGAAAUUAAAAAGAGAAAUAAUUAAACUUAAAGUUGCAAUAAAAAAUAAAAUAAGUUUUCGAAAAAUGAAAGAAUUCGUAAUAAAUGAUAGGCUUUAAAAUGGAGAUGAAGAUUUAUUUUUAAAUAAAGAAUAUAUAAAUGAUUAUUAUUAAGAUAAAUAAAAAGAUCGAAUAAAUAAAAAUCAGUAAUAAUGUAUAGGAAACUAUUAUAAUAAUUCAAAAAUAAAGCCUAAAUAAUAACUAAUUGAUGAUAUAACAAAAUUAUAAUUAUAGUUAAGAAAUUUUAAAAUAUUAUUUUAUCGUGAAAUGCAAAAUAGUAAUUUAAUAAAUAAACAGUUAGAUAAUCUUCAAAAAUUUUAAUAUUAAUUAGUAUUAACAAAUGAAACGAUUUUUGAUAGCAAUAAAUUAAAUUAGGAAAAGUAAGAUAAAAUGAAACAAGAAAUAGAUUAUUAUAAAUAAUAUUAUUAUAAAUUUAUUGAUAAUAUUAAAAAUAGAAAAAGAAAUAAUUCUAAUUCUUCUUUUAUCAUUGAAAAUAAACCGUAAUAUAUUUAUAAAAAUAAUAUUAAAAAAAUUUUAUUAGAAAUACUACUAAAAAUUAAUAUUCUUACAACUAAAAAAUUUCUUUUGUUUCUUCUACAAAUUAAUAAUAAUAAGAUAUAUAAGCACCCCCUUUACGUCCUAGAUAAAUGGUAUCUUCUCCUCGUCCUAUUCAAUAAACAUGCGAAAAUGAUGAAGUUUCUACAAUGA
Molecule: messenger RNA, 1389 nt
Organism: Ichthyophthirius multifiliis
Lineage: Eukaryota; Ciliophora; Oligohymenophorea; Hymenostomatida
Exons: 6
Source: RefSeq, a predicted model, not a curated record